Ricinus communis (castor bean) is the source of this 1176-nucleotide messenger RNA. RefSeq names its product ras-related protein RABA1f. Bases 182 to 829 code for a protein of 215 amino acids. The record is from RefSeq and is a predicted model, not a curated record. Gene Ontology annotation, cellular component: endosome. The transcript is spliced from 2 exons. Gene Ontology annotation, molecular function: GTP binding; GTPase activity. Lineage: Eukaryota; Viridiplantae; Streptophyta; Magnoliopsida; Malpighiales; Euphorbiaceae.
UUGGAUGGCCACUCUCUGUCUCUGCUGCGCUAGCUAUCUCUGGAGAUUGCAAAAUACAAAAAGAAAAAAAAAAAAAAAAAGAAAAGAAAAGAAAAAAGAAGAACAGCAAACAACAAACAAGAAACAAGAGAAAUAGAAGAGAUAAUUGAGCCGACCCGACCGGCCCGAGAAUUGGAAAGAAAUGGCGGCGUACAGAGCAGAGGACGAUUACGACUAUCUAUUCAAGGUGGUGUUGAUAGGAGAUUCAGGUGUAGGGAAAUCAAAUCUACUCUCCAGAUUCACUAGAAAUGAAUUCAGCCUUGAAUCCAAAUCCACUAUCGGUGUUGAAUUCGCUACCCGUAGUAUCCGCGUCGAUGAUAAGAUCGUCAAAGCCCAGAUUUGGGAUACCGCUGGCCAAGAAAGAUAUCGUGCAAUCACGAGUGCUUACUACCGAGGAGCUGUUGGUGCAUUGCUAGUGUAUGAUGUCACAAGACAUGUCACAUUUGAGAAUGUUGAGAGAUGGUUGAAGGAGCUAAGAGGUCACACAGAUGCUAAUAUUGUGAUUAUGCUUGUGGGUAACAAGGCAGAUCUGCGGCACUUGCGUGCUGUUUCCACUGAAGAUGCUAAGGCCUUUGCUGAAAGGGAGAACACAUUCUUUAUGGAAACAUCUGCACUUGAGUCUAUGAAUGUUGAGAAUGCUUUCACUGAAGUGCUUACUCAAAUAUAUCGUGUAGUUAGCCGGAAAGCGCUUGAGGUAGGGGAUGAUCCAGGAGCCUUGCCUAAAGGACAAACCAUCAAUGUUAAGGAUGAUGUUUCAGCAGUUAAGAAAGUUGGCUGCUGCUCUGCUUGAAUGCUGCUCUGAGGAUUGAGAAGGUGAAAAAUAUGUCAAACCUCAGUGAACAUAGACUUCUAGACUUCCAGUGGUCAAGAUAUAGCAGGUCUCUCCCAAAUGAACCAUUACAAUUAUAUCUCAGGUUGCUAAAGCUUCUAUGAGAUUUGGUCUAGAGGUCCAAAGAAAUUAUCUGCAUCUUUCAGAUUUCAUUUUUAAUUUGGUAUCAGUUCUUUGAUAGUUAGUUGAGGUUUUUCCUCCUCGUGUAUUGUUUUAUCGCCUAGCUCAGCCGAUGUUGUAUUUGAUUGCUCUAGUAUAGACAUUGUCAGAAAAUUUUAAUUUGUGGAGUGAUUUGCUUCCUUUCCUUA